GGAGCAUCUCUGGGGAGCGCGAACAGCAUCUGCGCGGCUGCUCGCGCUCGCCGGAGACGGACGCCACGGACAGCGCCAAUCGAACUCUGCCGGCGUCUGCGGCCCAGAUGUUUGUCCAGUAUCUGCACGGGUUGAAAGUGAAUUGCUUCAUUGCUCGAAUCAACGCGACGGGAUUAUUUAAUAGCUUG
Molecule: messenger RNA, 188 nt
Organism: Mesorhabditis spiculigera
Lineage: Eukaryota; Metazoa; Nematoda; Chromadorea; Rhabditida; Rhabditidae
Source: the annotation of a GenBank genome assembly